Molecule: messenger RNA, 3703 nt
Organism: Ostrinia furnacalis (Asian corn borer)
Lineage: Eukaryota; Metazoa; Arthropoda; Insecta; Lepidoptera; Crambidae
Gene: Epp
Product: Ecdysteroid phosphate phosphatase
Exons: 14
Coding region: 98-2272 (724 amino acids)
Molecular function (GO): protein binding
Source: RefSeq, a predicted model, not a curated record
UUUAUUUUUUGUAUGUAGGUGUUGUGAAUUUUAACAGUAGGGUAUUAAAUAUUUAAAUUCGCCUUCUUGUGAAAUAUUUCUUUCAAUAGAAUAUUUUAUGAGGCGGAUUUGGAGCAGUGUUUAUAACCAAUUCUCGAUAAUGGCUAAUUUACCACCACGAAAGAUAUCUUCUUCGAGUAAAAGUUCGAAGCAGGAUACAUCUCCACUCCAAAUUCUUCUUCAAAUGGGGUUUUCGCGGCACCGGGCCUUAAAAGCGCUAGCGGCAACGGGCAAUCGGAGUGUCCAAUUAGCAUCAGACUGGCUCCUCACUCAUGUAAAUGACACACACAUCGAUGUGGAUGAGCCCCGGGAAUACAUACUCUAUGCGAGCCCUACGGGACCAUUGCUGGCACAGUUACUAGAGUUUUGGGAAAAAUCGAAAAAUCACACUGGAUGGAACGGAGCUCACAAUAACCCACCACAUAUCACAUUAGUGUCCUUUUUUAAGGCACCCGAUGAAACGUCCCUGCAACUAGCUAAGGCAGUGAAGCAUGUUGUUGAGACUGUCGGAGACCCACCCUCCUGCCCCCUCAAGCUGGAGCCCUACAUUUCACACAAUUUCAUGGGCCUAUUUGUACCCGAUGAGCAUGCUGAAUAUCUCAAAAAAAUGGCAGUUCAAUAUGUGAAACUGGUUUCAUCUGCAUUGGGUGUAUCGGUGGAUACUUAUGAACGUUUGGAUGCAUUGGGAACAUGCUUUCCUUGGUGUGCCAUGCCACAAGAGAAAACAUAUAAAUCAAUAAACCUGGAGCCGCACGUGAAAUCGCUGCAUAUCUCGCUGGCCUACCGCUUCGACGAGGCGGCCUACGACGCGCUGCGGGCGCUGGUGGACGACCUACAGCCACUGGGCCCGGCCGGAUGGCAGUUGCGGCUCUACUCCCGAGACCCGCGCUUCGCCAAGCACCAGGUGCACAAAGUGACCCAAGGCUACGCUCCGCAGGCCAGCGAUGAACUUGAACUGGUGCUCGGCGACUACAUCUACGUGGACGAUAAGGAGCUGGAGGCGUCGAGCGACGGCUGGGUGCACGGCACGUCGUGGCUCACAGGCGUCACCGGCUGCCUCCCCGCAGUGUAUACGCAGCGCGUGGCGGAGUCGGACGCCUGGACGCUGCACCGCGCGAUCUCGCUAGGAAACCAAGGCACAGAUAGCAAAUCCGAAUCUGAUUCGAACACGGACGGCGAGAUGUCAUAUCCGCACGAAGACGCUGCCAUGCUCGGCCACGAGAAGUCCGAAGAGUUCUACAAGGACUGGGGCAAGUACUGGGAGACUGUCCAGCUCACCAAGACCGAGGGCAUCCUGAACGUCACGCACGGUAGUGGAGUUGACUGGAAAGAUCAACCGUCACCUGAAAAAAGCGAAGUUGAAAUGGCGACUAAUGCCAAGGAAGGCGGCAAACAGUCGGAAGAGGACGGCAAACGCUGGGUGUUCGCGAUGCGUCACGGAGAGCGCGUGGACCUCACGUACGGCCACUGGGUGCAGUUCUGCUUCGACGACAAAGGGAAGUACGUCAGGAAAGACCUCAAUAUGCCGCUCAGCUUGGGCGAGAGGGUGGGCGGGGCCGAGUCUUACGCGAAGGACACGCCGCUAACUCGCGUGGGCCGCUUCCAGGCGCAACUGGUGGGAGAAGCUAUGCGCCUGGCUGGCAUCUCAGUCAAGCACGUGUACGCCUCCGCUGCGCUGCGCUGCGUCGAGACCGCCGAUGAGUUCUUGAAAGGUUUGCAAGCUGAUCCAUCUGUGAAGAUAAGGGUGGAGCCAGGUCUGUUUGAGUUCAAGCUGUGGCAUAUGGCCAAGGGGCUGGCGCCAUUCAUGACGCCGCAAGAGCUUCUCAAGGCGGGAUAUAACGUCGAUGUGGAUUACAAACCGUACAUAAAUAUGGAUGUGGAUACUACGGAGACCCUCGAAGAGUUUUACGGAAGGAACGAGAAAGUGAUGCAUUUAGCUGUCAACGACACAGCUGCUGAAGGCGGGAACGUGAUAUUCGUGGGCCACGCGUCGACCCUAGACAUGGCAGCGUUCGCUAUGCAGCGCAAGGAGCGCAUCGCUACGGGAGGAGAAUCGAACGAGCCGAGCUACCAGAUCGGCAAGCAUCUGCUGCGGGUUCCGUACUGUGCGUUGGCAGCGAUCCGCGGAGCCCCCUGGCGUCUGGUGGCGCCGCCAGUGCCGCCAUGCAUCAACUCCAGCUCGGGACGCUUUGAUUGGAAGAUACUGCAGGAACAGCCACAAUCAUUACCUUAGACACCACACCACUGCCAACUGAUUUUGAACCAUAAGACAUGACUAAUGGUUCGAAAUAAUACAAUAACGGUAUCGUCAUUAAAGCCAGGUUAGCGAGUUCAAUUUUGAACUGUAAACCACGAUUUUAAGGAUCAAAAUAAUUAAAUAAAUCGCCAUUUUAGCCAAAUCAGUGCAAUUAUGUUAAAAAAUAACAAAAUGGUAUUGCCACUGCCUAUUUAAACCUCCUAGUGGGACUGUCCCGAGUAUAAAACUCAACGCGUUACAUUUUGCGUGACAGAACACAUUUAGGCGAUGCGAAACUUGCUAUCUUUCGAAACCUUUUGAUUCAUAUUUCAAUGCCGUUGUGUGUUACUAACAUAGAUAUGCAGUUAUUCAUGUUAGGUUCAGUUAUAAAACAAAUAGAGAAAUUGAAAAAAUUUAGGCAGGAAACAAUACUUACGACAAUUAUGAUUUUCAAUGUUAUUAUUAAAAGGGUGUAUAGAACCUGAAAGUGUUGUGAAACUGUGGGAACAUGAAAUAACUCUUAAAUGUUUAGAUUCAUAGUUCCUGUUUGUUGCUAAAAUAGUUUUAUAGUAUAAUAAUUGUAUCUGAAUAUCGUUGUCAUAAAUGCAGGCAUUGUAGUUUGUGCCAUGUUCCAAAAUAGUAAAAAAAAUGUCUUCCCAUCUUUUUCAUGAGAAUUUACGUCGUCAAAAUGGCACUAGAGGCUUGAUUUAUUGAUUUUUGGUGCUUAUGGCAUAUACGUUCGUCGCUCAUGGUACAUAUUGACAUCAACACUGUGUUUUACGGUAAUUAUAAUAGUUAACGCCCUGUGUUGUGGGUGUAUAUGGGUAAAAAUAUAGAUUACGCGGUAUGUCGAACAUGGUAUUGAUUAAAUGUUUUUUAUUUUAUUAUACGGGUACAUUAUAUGCCAUUUAUUUCUUCUAAUAAUCACGGUACUUUUCUUUGUAUACUGAAGUAUUACUAGAUACUGUUCCCUAAAAAUAAAUACCUAUUUCUUUAUAGAUGUAAAACUAAAAAUAUUUUAUUGCCCUACUGCUGAAAGCUUGGCAAUGACAGGCUAUGAAUAAAAUAAUAGCAAAAUAUAAAAGGAUUUGAGUUACUAUACAUAAACAUAUCCAUUAGUACUAAUUUUAAUACUGUGAUACUAAGUGAGUCUUCAUAGAUUGUAUUGAAUAAAAUGAUGAAUAAAUAAGUAUAGAUAAAUAAUUUUAAUAAGUGCAUAAGUUGUAACAAAAGGUACAUUAGUUUUUCUUUCAGAAGGAACUACAGUCGUAGUAUAUCAAAACUCAUUUCAGUACUUAUAAAUUAAAGCAAUUUGUACUUCUUUAUCUUUUAAGUGGCUUUGUGAGUUAGGUUUUGUGUUGUCAAGAUUUUUAGCAUGUGUAAUAUUAUUUUUAUUAUAUGCCUGAACGUUAAGGAUGGGUGAUUAUU